AUGGCACCUAAAAAUGUUUUUAUCACCGGAGCAAACGGCUACAUCGGCAACGCCGUGGCUCGGUCCUUUGUCGCAGCAGGAUGGACCACCUAUGGCCUUGUAAGGUCUCUUUCGGCGGCUGCAACUCUUGCGCAAGAAGAAAUCAUCCCUGUACUUGGAGCCAUCGACGACGUUGAGGCGCACGCCAACAUUCAGAGCCACGUCCCGGCAAACCUCGAUGCCAUCAUCUCGACGACGGAGAACAUAAUGGACUACAUCCCACACUAUCAAAAUACCAUUCAACUGCUUCGUACUCUCGGAGCCGCGAGCCUGUCUGCCGGCACAAAACCAAUCGUCAUCUUCACUUCCGGAUGCAAGGACUACGGCGUGGGUCCGCAUUUCCAUGGAGCGCCGGAUCUGGCCCCGCACACGGAGGAGUCCCCCAUCGGGACGAUCCCGCUCCUCGCCAACCGGGCCACAUACGCGCAAAAGAUUUUUGACCACGCCGACGUCUUCACCCCGGUCCUUGUCAGACCUACCAACGUCUACGGUCGUGCCUCUAGCUUCUACCAAGCCUUCUUCAUCGUUGCUUCAAAGGCGGCUGCCGAGGGCAAGCCGAUCGUCCUGCCCGCUCCCCCCAACACGAUCCUUCAUGCCCUUCAUGUCGACGACUGCGGCGAUGCUUAUGUUGCCAUUGCUUCCCACCCGAACCGAAACGAAGUCGGGGGCCAGUCAUACAACAUCUCGGCCCAGCGAUACGAGACGCUCGACGAGGUGGCGCAGGCUCUGGUCAAAGAGUAUCAAAUUAAGGACGGGCUGAAGUACGUUGAUGCGGCGGAUGUGACGGAUGGGGAGGAUAACUGGCCGCCGGGAAUUAUCAACUUUCCUCAGUGGACGGACUCUACCAAGUUGACAAAGCUGACGGGAUGGAAACAUCGUCGCCCCUUAUUCAGCGAGUCUAUCCACGUUUACCGCCUGGCAUAUGAGGCCACCAAGGCGGCUGGGCAUGAGAACAUUCAAAAAGUUGGCGGGCUUUUGGAGGCUUGGACCAAGAACAAGGCGAUCUUCACUCCUGAAAAGAAAUGA
This is a messenger RNA of Colletotrichum orchidophilum, 1065 nucleotides long. RefSeq names its product NAD dependent epimerase/dehydratase. The record is from RefSeq and is a predicted model, not a curated record. The transcript has a single exon. The coding region runs from base 1 to 1065 and encodes 354 amino acids. Lineage: Eukaryota; Fungi; Ascomycota; Sordariomycetes; Glomerellales; Glomerellaceae.